Molecule: messenger RNA, 2992 nt
Organism: Durusdinium trenchii
Lineage: Eukaryota; Dinophyceae; Suessiales; Symbiodiniaceae
Source: the annotation of a GenBank genome assembly
AUGAACCCCAGCCGCAACAAGGACAUUGGCAAGACCUUGGAUGAAACCCCGGAAGAAGAAGCCAUGGAGAUUGACCCUCCUGUUGAACCAACAGCACCAGAACAUGAGACGGAAGGAGACGAAGACGACAUCAUGGAAUCGGUGAAGAAGGCACCUGCUCACAACAAAGCUUCAACACCUGCGAAGACGAAACUAGCACCAAACGAGACUGCGAUUCCACUGGCCGAGUUUGGAGGAAGUUCGUCGGGCAGCCACUCUAGACACACGGAAUCGGAAGAGAGCCUUGUGGACGAUCCUAUGGAACGCGACGACAUUGAAGAGGUUGUGGAACCUGCCGACCCCGAUCUGGAGCUGAAGGACUCGGUGAGAGAUGGUCAUCACAAGGAGGUAGCAGAAAUUGCGAAGGCAAAUCGUGAGCCCAAGGCGACUCCGUUUUCAUCGGCUGAAUCGAUGGAGAAGGCGCCUGCUCACAACAAGGCUCCGAAACCUGCCAAACUAGCACCAAAAGAGACUCCGAUUCCACUGGCCGAGUUUGGAGGAAGUUUGCCGGGCAGCCGCUGUAGACACACAGAAUCAGAAGAGAGCGUUGUGGACUAUCCUAUGGAAAACGACGACGUUGAAGAGGUUGUGGAACCUGCCGACCCCAUUCAGGAGUUUGGAGGAAGUUUGCCGGGCAGCCGCUCUAGACACACAGAAUUAGAAGAGAGCGUUGCGGACGAUCCCAUGGAAAACGAUGACAUUGAAGUGGUUGUGGAACCUGCCGACCCCAAUCUGGAGCCGAAGGACCCGGUGAGAGAUGGUCAUCACAAGGAGGCAGCCGAAGUCGCGAGGGCAAAUCGUGAGCCACAGGCGACUCCGUUUCCACCGGAUGAAUCGGCGGAGAAGGCACCUGACCACAAAAAGGCUUCAAAACCUGCGAAGACCAAACUAACACCAAAGGAGUUUGGAGGAAUUUUGCCGGGCAGCCCCUCUAGACACACAGAAUCAGAAGAGAGCCUUGUGGACGAUCCCAUGAAAAGCGACGACAUUGAAGAGGUUGUGGAACCUGCCGACCCCAAUCUGGAGCCGAAGGAGGCAGCCGAAGUUGCGAAGGCAAAUCGUGAGCCCAAGGCGACUCCGUUUUCAUCGGCUGAAUCGGUGGAGAAGGGGAAGGCACCUGCCCACAAAAAGGCUUCAACACCUGCUAAGACCAAACUAGCACCAAAGGAAUUUGGAGGAAGUUCGCGGAACAGCCAUUCCAGACGCACAGAAUCAAAAGACAUCGUUGUGGAUGAUCCCAUGCAAAGUGACGACGUUGAAGAGGUCGUGGAGCUUGCCCAGACAAAUCCGAAGCCCGAGGACCCACCGGUGGAUGAGUCAGAAGUUGCGAGGGCAAAUCGUGAGCCAAAGGCAACUCCGUUUCCGCCGGCUGAAUCGGUGGAGAAGGCACUUGAUCACAAAAAGGCAUCAACACCUGCUAAGACCAAACUGGAACCGAAGGAGUUUGCCAGAAGGUUGCCAGGCACCCGCUCUAGACACACAGAAUCAGAAGAGAGCCUUGUGGACGAUCCCAUGGAACACGACGACAUUGAAGAGGUUGUGGAACCUGCCGACCCCAAUCCGGAGCCGAAGGACCCGGUGGGAAGAGAUGGUCAUCACAAGGAGGCAGCGCAAGUCGCGAAGGCAAAUCGUGAGCCCAAGGCGACUCCGUUUUCACCGGCUGAGGCAGAUGAUCUGCCAGAUGACAUGUAUCCGGAGGUGUUGAUGCCUCGUACCCACAGAAUCGAUUUGGAGAAUGCGUCUGAAAGCAGCUCUACCAAAGAUGAUCCAGUGCCCGCUGAUGCAUGCAAAGAGGUGGCCCAGACCAUCAAGAAGGUCAAAAAGACAUCAAUUCCAGAGGUCCCGAGUCGUUACAUGCAGCUUGAGCGGAGAGCUUCAAGGAUAGAUCAAGGGCAUCAAGAGCGAGAGGACUCUGAGGAGGCAUCCCCUCAGCACGAGCAGAUUCACGAGGAAUCUGAAUGUUCCAAGGAAGAAAGUGAUGACGAGUCCGACAUGGACGCCAUGCAAACUGGGACCGAAAGCUUGGAUCAGCAGAAGGGUAGAUGUGAAGGCGAGCCAACUGAGAUACCCAGGGCAUCUGUGUCUGUGAGGACUCAAAUCCAGAAGCCAAAGGUCAGCAGAAAAGAGGAUGGAAACCGGAAAGUCAGGACAGGUGCUUCUGCAGCUUCCUCAACCAGUUCUGAGCAAAGAGAUGAGGUGAAGAGGCCACGACGAAGCCGUGAGAGGAGUGGCGAUCGGGGAGACCAACGAAGGACUGGCUUGCCAGGGAGGGACUUGUCAGGGACCCGGUUAUUGAGAAUGUCUUGCUAGUGGUCUCCGCAUUGCAGGCACCUCGUUGAGGAAUGUAUAUUUACAGUAUAUGAUUUUGUAUUAAUGUGUGACAGUAUGCAUACUCGUGAGGAGCUUGUGGAUCGCAAGCAUUGUCCUUGUGUUUUUCUACCGUGUCCAUUUUUGUUUUGAUGCUUCAGUACACAAGCCACAAAUGAAGUUUGCAGGAUGUUUUUGUGGGUCGUUUGCUGGGAUGUAUGGUGCAAUUGUGUGUUUGUCACAUCUGAUUGCCACCUGUGUUUAUAUUGUCAUAUUUCUUUUAACCAAGCAGAUUUACCUGUGAGGGUUCUUGUUUUUUUUGCUGGUCGCAGGGCUAUCUCUGCUUGUCUCUGGCUGUCUCAAGCUGUGCUGGAUUGCUUGGGCCGCGCGCCUCUUUUCUGUGUCCAGUUGUCUCCAGCUGCCUCCGCGUGUGCUAUCGCGGUAUGCGGUGUCUCUGGCUGUCUCUCAAUGUGGUGUGUAUAUAUAUAUUUUUUCUAUUGUUUGUUUGUGCAGAAUUUCGCAGUGAGUUGCGACAAUUCUGCUUUCCCAAAUGCAGCCGCAAUGUGAUAUGAGCUUUACUGUGAACCACACCUACAUUUGCUUUACCCAACCCAAAGACCCACCCCCAACUUCAUGAAGCCGGUAC